Messenger RNA from Theobroma cacao (cacao), 678 nucleotides. NCBI's taxonomy places the organism in Eukaryota, Viridiplantae, Streptophyta, Magnoliopsida, Malvales, Malvaceae. The record is from RefSeq and is a predicted model, not a curated record.
AUCAGAUAUGAAAACACUGCAAUCAGAGAUGGAAAUGAUAAGCGAGGAACAAAGAGGCAAGGCAGGGAAAAGGUCAUAUGGGAAUCAAGGCAGGAAGAACUUUCCAUUUUCGAGCAGGGAAACCAGCAGUCUCGGCCGCUGCAAACAAAUUAACGGGAGCAGCCCCAAAGUCGUUGGAAAGAAGCUGUGCCUCCAAUCCAGGCCGCAGCAGGUUAAGCUGACGAAAACCGAUUUGGUAAAGCUGAAAGUGCAAAUGAGGGACUCGGCUGAGUCGCUAAUGGCAGCACAAAAAGCAGCUAAUCUGACCGAGGCAGAAUUUGCGCAGAUGAUUAUGAGAAGGAAUGAGGUGAUGGAUAUCCUGCUUACGGGAAUGAAUGAGCUUCUGAAAAUGAAGGAAAUUGAAGCUUUUCUGAUGCUCAAGCUGGGUCUCCUUUGAAUCGGAGAAUAAGUGAAUGACCUUAUUUGGAAUGCAGUUAAUAAGUGCCGCAGUGCUAGAGGCUUGAGAGUUGGGUUGUAUGAAGUUUAUGUUUGCUUUGUUGCAGUAUAUGGACCAUGGGACCGCGUGUGCUUUGUUUCAAUUUUAAAACUUAAACGAGCUUUGACUAAUAUGUACAGGGACUCGAAGCUCCAAACCUAGAAUUUUUAUGCCAUCUAAAAGUCUUUGGUUAAUAUGUUCAA